AUGGAAGAGUCACCUGAUGCGAACGAUAUUAGGGUCACAAGCCUCCAAAUGAAGACAAAAGAUAUGUGUAAAAGCCUGCCGAUAGAAAAUGAAUUCGACGAACAUCAAACAGCGUCGACUUUUGCCCAAUGUGCAUCUAUCGUUUCCCCUAUACCCCAGUUAGACGGCGAUGUAGCAGCAGAAUCUGCAAGACAAACUGCAAUAGAAUUCGAUGAUGCACCAAUAAUCGAUAUAGUACUAUCAGGUGGACCACCGCAACGUAAUGCCUCAGACAGCUGUCGGAAAAUCAUUAUAAUUGGUGACGAAUAUGCAAAAAGCUUCAGAAAAGUGUUAGAACUAUACAUCGACAUAACAAAGAUGUCCAUAAAAGCUCACGAUUAUCCCCAUUUAGAGUUUGUAGAUAUCACGAAAAACGUAUUUAACAUCACAAAAUCUCUUGAGGCAGUCAUUGACCUAUGUAAAGAUGCUGUGAUUGAAACUACCUCCGCUGCACUCAAGCGGCCCUCGGCUUCAAUGAAGCAUCCGGAAAAGAAAAUUUGCUUGCAAAGAUCCAGCGUUAUCCAGGAUACUAGCCAAGUCGCCAUGUGUGUGGAAGAAGGGUUAAAGGGUUUCGACAAUAAUGUGGAUCAAGGUGUGACUUCCUGA
This is a messenger RNA of Acanthoscelides obtectus, 645 nucleotides long. Lineage: Eukaryota; Metazoa; Arthropoda; Insecta; Coleoptera; Chrysomelidae. The record is from the annotation of a GenBank genome assembly.